UCACUGCCGGUUUUAGAAUUACCUCUAUAGAGUAGCGCUGCCGGGAUAAAGUUUCCCAUCCGUCUUCGCGAGACUCGGACAAAGUCCUUCCUUUCUUCUGCGGUUUAGUGUUACAACUUUCUACCUGUUCAGGUGAACUACAUUGCUCAUGAAGCCAUCAAAGUUACCCAUCAAUGUCUCCCACUUGUGUCUACCUGACUGGAUCUAACCUGAACCACAGCCUCAAAUCACAAUGGCGGAGGCCUCCGCACCGCCUCUCGACAAUGCCAUUUGCCACAUCUGCCUGAAGCCCCUGGACCAAACUUCAGACACACCCUGUGGGCACACCUUCUGUCGGGCCUGUCUGUCAAGCUGCCUUCUCGAGAGCGACCUUUGCCCGGUGUGCCACGAGCCAUUCGUGCUACAGAAUGGUGAGAAACCCAGGCUGCUGGUGCAAAAAUUGCUGGACAGGUUGACUGUAACGUGCCCUGCCACGAAUGCCCUGACCGCUGCUGACUUGGAAGACCAUAACAAGAGUGGGCUACCAGAACCUGUCGUGGCGAUGGAGGACACCCCACUGCCACCCGUUACCUCAACAGAUCCAGGGCGUCAAUCUCCGCGACCGGACUUGUGCGCUUCGUGCGGCCACAGCCAUCAGCUGGAGGAGAACCACGAGUAUAUAUACAAAGACGAGGUGGACAACGACCUGAUGUGCCACAUCUGCCUGCAGCCGCUCAUCCGGCCACUAGACACGCCCUGCGGGCACACCUACUGUCAGGAGUGUCUCACCAACUUCCUGCUGGAAAGUGACUUCUGCCCAGUGUGCCGAGCAUCCCUCAUGUUGCAGAGCUGCAGGAAGCCGAGCCUGCUCGUGCAUAAGCUGCUGGACAAGCUGACGGUGGUUUGCCCCUUCAAGGAUCACUGCACUGAAGUCCUGGCCCGAGGGGACAUGGAGGAUCACAUCAAGUGCAGGUGUAAAGGCGCCUCUCACUAUGGACUGUCGGCGGAAAGAAAACGGCGCUCUCAGGAGGGCGAGUGCACCGACAGCACAUCAGAGCUCACCAUCGCCACGCUGCCAGGCGAUGGGCCCACGUCCGCCGCCGUAGCCCUGCUGUCGGACGAGGCGGGUUUGGUCAACCCGGCCUUCGACGCUAGCAUGGAGGAACACAGCCAGUCUGGCAGUACCGGCAGUUUGGCAGCCCGCUGCGGCAGCAAGAAGAGUGAGUUGCGUAGCCGUUCUUUCCGAAAGCUCAACCGGGCAUUCAGUGUACUGCGGAGGACCAAGAGCGGCACCGCCUUCAACCAUGAGACAUCAGAGGAGCGGGACAACGCUAGGAAUUCCAGUGUGCCGCAAGGAGUGUUGGCUCUGCCGCAGCUGCAUCACCUGAUCCCCGACGGGGAAGUAACCAGUAUUAAAAUCACACGGGCGGAGCCGGCCGAGCCGCUCGCCAUCAGCGUGGUCGGUGGCAACGAGACGCCGCUUGUGCGCAUCCUUAUUCAGGACAUCUACAGGGAGGGGGUGAUCGCCCGAGACGGCCGCCUGCUGCCCGGGGAUGUCAUCCUCAAGGUGAAUGGCAUCGACAUCAGCAAUGUGUCCCACUGCUACGCGGUGGCCACCCUCAAGCAGCCAUGCCAGCUGCUGCGCCUCACCAUCCUCCGAGAGCAGCGCCACCGUUACCGCCACCCACAUGUGGCGGGCGUCGCCGGUGGCCACCCAUCCUACGGCCAACCCCAUCACCUACCCUUCCGGGAUGACAGUGUCCACGUGGUUUUGAGCAAAAGCGCACCCGACGAACAGCUGGGCAUCAAGCUGGUGCGCCGGCCCGAGGAGCCCGGUCUCUACAUCUUUGACCUGCUGGAGGGCGGGUUGGCGGCUCGAGACGGACAGCUGUGGGUCGGAGACCGCGUGCUAGCCAUUAACGGACACGAUUUGCGCUACGGAGCUCCCGAACAUGCUGCUCUGCUUAUACAGGCGAGCGAGGAGGGCGUCCACUUUGUUGUGUCCCGUCAGAUCUGCUUGCCAACGCCGGAUAUCCUCCAAGAAGCUCCAUGGGCCAUGGAUGGCCCCCCGCCAUAUUCCCCUGUGGACAUUGAGCAAACACUGCUGGACUCGUGCCAGAAGCCAGCCUGCUAUGAGAAGACGGUGACGCUCAGCAAGGAGCCGUACGACUCGCUGGGCAUGGCGGUGGCCGGCGGCAUGUCGAGUCGCGGGUGGGACCUUCCCAUCUACGUCACCAACGUGGACCCCGACGGAGUGGUGGGCCAGGAGGGCUCCAUACGUAAAGGCGACAUCCUACUCAACGUGAACGGCGUUGAUCUGACAGGGGUGACGCGGAGCGAGGCAGUAGCCAACCUGAAGAACACGUCAUCGCCCGUGGUGCUAAAAGUCCUGGAGAUGCGACCCCCCGAUGAGAGCCCUCCAGAGGGCGAGCCGCCGCCCUGCCUGUCGUCCUCGCCCGACGGAAGCGCCAAGAACACACCACCCAGUAACGACUACUCUCCACUGUGGGUGUCGUGGCUGCAGCUGCCCAGGCACCUGUACAGCUGCAAGGACAUCGUGCUGCGACGGAGCAUGUCGGGCAGCUUGGGCUUUAGCAUUGUGGGCGGCCAGGAGGAGGUCAACUGCAACCAGUGCUUUUUUAUACGCUCCAUUGUCAAGGGCACGCCGGCCUACAACGAUGGCGGGAUAAGGUGUGGGGACAUCUUACUGGAGGUGAACGGAAAGAGCACGUGGGGCAUGACCCACAUGGCGUUGGUACGUCUCCUCAAGGAGCUUCGGGGAAGGAUCACGUUGACCAUCGUGUCCUGGCCGGGAAGCCUGAUGUAGGAAGACGAAAUGGACUUUGGAGUGGCACCCUCUAGAGACUGGACUUGUUUGUCUAUGGGGAAAUGGACACUGAACCAUCAGGGUUCUACUGUUGUAAAUGUCGGGUGUGUAUAGAAAAAAAAACUACUGAUUGAAGCACUUGUACUAAAUCUGUUUAUCAUACAACACAUUGCCAAGUAGUCGUCUAUGUGGUUUGACUCAUGUGUUCAUAAAAUGUUUCAAGAUACUAUUUAAAUAAUGAGGUGACUUUGUGGAGGCCUUACUCAUUUUCUUACUUUGAAAAGAAAAACUGAAUUGGUUGCUGUAUAUCCGUCGGCGAUUCGCCGUGGUUGUUUAUGUCCGCUUCGGCCCGUGUCGUCGUAUAUCUGAUAUCGGUACACUUGGUUCAGUGGUCAAUAAAAGUCUUUGAAAAAAAGCAUCACUUGCUGAGUUCAUUUUAGUUAGUUUAGCUGUGUUGG
Messenger RNA from Corythoichthys intestinalis (scribbled pipefish), 3264 nucleotides. It is a transcript of the gene lnx1, whose product is annotated as ligand of numb-protein X 1. Gene Ontology annotation, biological process: ubiquitin-dependent protein catabolic process. The record is from RefSeq and is a predicted model, not a curated record. Bases 233 to 2806 code for a protein of 857 amino acids. The transcript is spliced from 12 exons. Gene Ontology annotation, molecular function: metal ion binding; protein binding; ubiquitin-protein transferase activity. NCBI's taxonomy places the organism in Eukaryota, Metazoa, Chordata, Actinopteri, Syngnathiformes, Syngnathidae. Gene Ontology annotation, cellular component: cytoplasm.